AUGAAUAACAACUCAUAUUAAUCAUAUAAACCAUAUUCUAGAGUUCAGCAAUAAACCUAUAAUAAUACUUAGAUCCUUUCAUAUGUUGAGUAGGUUCUCCAAAAAUCUAGAACUAAUUACAAUUAACACAAGUAGCCAGAAUCAAAUCUCAAACCUAAUUCAAAUUAACAAAAUAUCAAUACUGAUCCUGAUUGUAAAAAUAUUAUACAUUCACCCAAAAUAAAACCAUAAGAAUUGAUCGUUGCUUAGAAAUAAGACAUCACUCCUAAAAAAAAUAUUCCCCUUCAUCAAUCUUAAUAACUUAUCGAUAGACAACCAUUAAUUCCGUUAAUUCCGCUUAUGUAAAAUUUAAAAGAAUAGUAUAAAUAAGUACACUUAAUUCUUAAAUUAGAAAUAAGCCUUAUUAUAACAGUCACCACCCAAAAGGCAAGAAGAUCGCUUUAAGAAUUUUAAAAUACUAAAGAAACUUGGAGAUGGAAAAUAUAGCGAAGUUUUUCUAGCCAUGCAUUAAUAAACAGGAUUUUUAGUAGCUUUAAAAGUUAUUCAAAAAAAAUAAAUGGUUGAAGAAAUAAUGGAAGCUUAAUUGGCUUGGGAGAUUAAAAUUCAAUAUCUACUUGAUCAUCCAAAUAUCACUAAAUUGUAUACAUUUUUUUAAACUUGUAAUUAAAUUUUUUAUUAUUUAUUUAGAAACUGAAAUCGUUUUGGUUUUAGAGUAUUGUUCACAUGGCUAAUUGCUUAGUCUCCUCUAAAAAUAACCUAAUUAAAAAUUCUAAGAAAAAGAGGCAUCAAAUUAUGUCCAUUAAAUAACUUUUGCAUUGAUGUACAUACAUAAUAAUGAUGUUAUACAUCGAGAUAUUAAACCAGAUAAUAUCCUCUUAAGUUUUGGCUAAGCAAAAAUUGCUGACUUUUCAUUUUGCGUCUACUCUCCUCAUGCUUAUAGAUAAACAUAAUGUGGGACUAUCAUAUAUGCUUCACCCGAAAUCCUAGAAGGAGAUAUGUACGAUAAAAAAAGUGAUAUUUGGGGUCUGGGUGUCUUAACUUAUGAAUUAUGUUUUGGUAAACCUCCUUGGAAAGAGCACUAACAAGAAUUAAUGAAAACUGUAAGUCUCAUUUUACAACUAUUAUUUAGGCAUGCUUUUUAAUACCUUCUUCAGCAUCUAAGGAGUUAAGAGAAUUUAUCGAAAGUUUAGUUAAAAGAUUAUCCAGAGAAAGAUUAACUGCUAAAUAAGCUUAUAACCACUCCUGGUUAUAAUAAGCUUAAUAAAUACUGCCGCAAUUUAUCCAAGAAAAUAUUAUCAUAUUUAAUUGA
Molecule: messenger RNA, 1309 nt
Organism: Paramecium pentaurelia
Lineage: Eukaryota; Ciliophora; Oligohymenophorea; Peniculida; Parameciidae
Source: the annotation of a GenBank genome assembly